GUGGCCAACGUGGGUGCUUCUGCUGACAACGUCUUCACGACAUCAGUGGCAAAUGCGGCCUCGAUCUCAGGACACGUUCUGCUCCUCACCACAGCUUGGCCUGGUGGCACCUGACAGAGCCCAGGGCUCUUUGCUUCUGGAGCCUUCUCUGCUGGGCUUGAAGGAGGCAGUCAGCCAAGGCGGAGCUAUACUUGGAGGCCUGAUCAACGUUCAGAUUUGGCCAAAGACUGUCCAUCGCAUUGUUCCCUGGGGAAGGAAAGUGUGUGUGUCUCCUGGAUGGGAACAGACACGUGGAGGAGCUGGAAGGGCCUCCGAACCCUGUGGCCAGGACAGUACCUCUCCUGUCAUCACCAGGUGGCCUCGUGGUGCCCCAACAUGGGGUAACCAACCCAAGGGCAGUGAGUUCCUGCCGGGUCAGAUGCUCUGUGACCCCCAAAUCCCCUCGUGCCUGGGGGUCUGGCUCUGCCUUCUCACCUUGUUCACAGGGCCAUGAGUCCUGGAAGAGACCCACUGAUGCCGUGUUCUUCCAGCUUUGCCGUAACAGGAGCACCACGAUCAGGCAGGACGGCCCUUCAGAUCGGGGAUAGUCUGAACACUGAGAAGGCCACCCUGAUUGUUGUCCACACAGACGGGAGCAUUGUCGAGACCACCGGGCUGAAGGGACCAGCGGCCCCUCUCACCCCAGGUCCGCAAUCUCCUCCAACCCCUCUAGCCCCUGGCCAAGAAAAAGGUGGGACCAAGUAUAACUGGGACCCCUCGGUGUAUGACAGCGAGCUCCCUGUGAGGUGCCGGAACAUCAGCGGCACGCUAUACAAGAGCAGGCUCGGCUCAGGGGGCCGGGGGCGUUGCAUCAAGCAGGGAGAGAACUGGUACAGCCCGACAGAGUUCGAAGCCAUGGCGGGAAGAGCUAGCAGUAAAGACUGGAAAAGAAGCAUCCGCUACGCAGGAAGACCACUGCAGUGCCUCAUUCAGGACGGGAUCCUGAAUCCUCACGCUGCCUCCUGUACCUGUGCUGCCUGCUGUGACGACAUGACCUUAAGCGGGCCGGUCAGGCUUUUUGUACCUUACAAACGGCGCAAGAAGGAAAACGAGAUGCCCACGACCCCAGUCAAGAAGGAUUCUCCCAAAAACAUCACGCUGCUCCCAGCCACAGCCGCCACCACCUUCACCGUGACCCCCUCGGGACAGAUCACUACCUCUGGCGCACUGACCUUCGACCGGGCGUCUACAGUGGAGGCCACGGCUGUCAUAUCAGAGAGUCCAGCCCAGGGCGAUGUCUUCGCUGGAGCCACAGUGCAGGAAGCAGGCGUGCAGCCCCCGUGCAGGGUCAGCCACCCGGAGCCCCACUACCCUGGCUACCAGGACAGCUGUCAGAUGGCCCCGUUCCCGGAAGCCGCUUUGCCCACAUCUCAUCCCAAGAUAGUGUUGACAUCCCUGCCCGCCCUGGCGGUCCCACCCUCCACCCCCACCAAAGCUGUGUCUCCCACAGUGGUCAACGGGCUGGAGAUGUCGGAGCAGCGGAGCUGGCUGUACCUGGAGGAGAUGGUUAACUCCCUGCUCAACACGGCGCAGCAGCUGAAGGCAUUGUUUGAACAGGCCAAGCAGGCCAGCUCCUACCGAGAAGCCGCCAUGGCCCAUGCCAAGGUCCAGGCCGAUGCAGACAGGAAAGAGCAGUCCUGUGUCAACUGCGGCCGGGAGGCCCUGAGCGAGUGCACCGGCUGCCACAAGGUCAACUACUGCUCCACCUUCUGCCAGCGCAAGGACUGGAAAGACCACCAGCAUGUGUGUGGCCAGUCGGCAGCAGUCACCGUCCAGGCAGAUGAGGUCCAUGUCGCUGAGAGCGUCAUUGAGAAAGUCACCGUGUGAGGGACCCCGGACAUGAGAGACUCCCCGACAUGAGGGACCCCGACACUGAGGAGACGUCUGGAGUGGUUGCUGUAGGAAGCUUGCCAACCAAGUUAUCAACAGACAUUGAGUGGACCCUGUGCCUACUCGUGAGUCCUUCCCGGACCUGGAGGACAUUUGGUCAUCGUUGGGCAGACGGGGACAGUGAAAGGACGCUGAGGGGACAGCAGUGGGUGCUGAGGGGACAGCGAGAGGACCCUGAGGGGACAGCGAGAGGACCCUGAGGGGACAGCGAGAGGACGCUGAGGGGACAGCGGUGGGGGCGCUGAGGGGGUGGUAUGGCCCGUCCUCCUCACGGUGCUCUUUUCUCCCGGGUCUACACAUAUGCCUGUCCGUCAAUAAAUCUGAGGCCGCCCUGCCCCACCGGACGGUCUGCUUAUCCUCAGUACAGCCGGGGUCGUGGGGGGCAGUUCUGUUUGUCCUCACUGUGCUGAGGAUGCUGCCAAGUGGGCUGCCUGCCAGCACAACACCGUGUCCCUGUCAGCUGCUCCUGUCAUGUGAGCCCUGGGAGCUGUGUGACUGCCCCAGAGCACUCGGUGUCUGCAUUUGCCCCCACCGGGGCUGGCAGGAGACACAGACCGCACCUGAGAACUCUGGGCAGUCUGGACGAGGCCAAACUCCAAUGACCGGUAGUUCUGUCUGUGUCCCUGGCCCAGUGGGCCCUCCCAGCUGAGUCAGGAUUACAGGGCCCUACUCACAGCUGAUUGGGAAACUUCCCAUGGGCAGAGACAGACUCGCUGGACAUGCAGAGAGCUCUACGCAUGGGCAGCCUGUGCCUGGCAUCCGCAUGGCAGGGUCCACGUUGUCACUGGCCUCUCUUGGUGGUAGAUGCCAGCUGGCCAGGCCAACAAGUGAGACCUCAGGGCACCCAGGAUCAGGG
This is a messenger RNA of Loxodonta africana (African savanna elephant), 2785 nucleotides long. RefSeq names its product DEAF1 transcription factor (gene DEAF1). The record is from RefSeq and is a predicted model, not a curated record. The transcript is spliced from 12 exons. Lineage: Eukaryota; Metazoa; Chordata; Mammalia; Proboscidea; Elephantidae. Gene Ontology annotation, biological process: regulation of transcription by RNA polymerase II. The coding region runs from base 490 to 1866 and encodes 458 amino acids. Gene Ontology annotation, molecular function: DNA binding; DNA-binding transcription factor activity, RNA polymerase II-specific. Gene Ontology annotation, cellular component: nucleus.